CAAGAGGUCGUACGUGAACUGACAGGUGCUCUCCAGCUGACGUCGACAGGCAAUUAAAAGUCGGCGCCAUGUUAGAGCCAGAAGUAGGGGAAGAAAAGUGUUUUCUAUCCUCUGCCUGCACCGACUCACUAUGGAUUGUAUUUCAAGACGGAAACUUUUCUCAAAGCUGGACUUCCGGUCCAAACAGAAGGUGAUAAGUGAUGGAAGACUGAGCUAAAUGGUUGGCUUCAAACUACGGGACAGAAGAUUCGUUCUUUUUAAAUGUACUGGUACAAACGAAAAGACUCGCUGUGUGGAUGUCCUGCAAGAAACCGCCAUUACUGUUUUCUUUGUCUUUUAUUCUCAUCGUGUGAUAACGUCUGGACUAACUCGGGAUACUGUGACCUGAAACAUUUACAAAGAAGCUUCAGCAGACAUGAAAAAUCAGCCACGCACAUUCAAAGCCAGAUAUUUUUUUAACUUUUGGAAAUUCAAGGAUCGAUUUGGCAUUGGACGAGAAACGGAGACUAAACAUUAGCGUUCAACCGUCCACAAUGCUAAGAUGAGGGGAAACCGAGAGAUACAACCACGGACUUCAUCUAUAAGUAAAGGUAAGACUAAAAAUGGUUUUAAGUUUUUGUUUUUUGUUUUAAAUAAGUUGGGAGUAAAUAGAAAAAAAUCUGGUAUUUCUAGUCUAGUAUUUGUGCCCACGAGAUGGGUGGUCCCUCUCUAUCGCGGUUCUACUUUCGCUUCCUCAGUACAUCGCGGAUUUUUUUAAAUCCAAUCUCGCGACAUUAAAAAUGUUGAAUUUUAAAAUUGUAUUUAAUUUGAAUAUCCAGUCGCAAUGGCAGUGAGAUACAUUUAUACAGUUGGGCUUCAAGAUACGAGUUCCCCGAAAUACCAGUUAUUGUAGUUAACCCAGGAGACUCUGCUAGUGCCCGCUCCAUUUUGCCCAAAUUGUUAUGUACCGACCUCUGGUGGUGAAAAUAAUGAACAACAAAAUAAUAAUAGAGCGUAUAUUGGAAACGAACACUUUUAAAUACGUAUCAUACAUAGAUUGUGAUGAAUAAAUUAUAUCGUAUUCCAUUCACGUGUUACUUAAAUAGUUGUAUGGUCUUUUUAGUGAGUUAAUUUCAUUCUCAGGUGUACGAUAAUCCUCGUAUUUCAACGAUAAUGUUGUCCUCUGCAACAUCAAUAAUUCAAAAAAGGCCACUGUUUGUGUGAAUGUGUGUGUGUGUGUGGGGGGGUUCAGCCAAUUUGUUUCAGAACAAAUUUGGCAGAACACAUUUGGCUCCACAGUCAGCUAAGACCGCCCCAGGACACGGCGCGGUUUCGUCAUAAGUUGAGGGAUAUUUAAAACAUAAGCUGGAAAAACAUGUUCUGCUGAAAGAGACGUUAUGGCCGUAAUACAGCAUUCAUUGGUUGGUGUUAUUUUUAAGGGGAAUGGAGAAUUAAUGUUAGAUAAUGCCAGUUAGCAUCGCAUGGUAACUAAAGUGACCAUGCGUGUAUAUAGCGUACCCGCCGGCUUGUUAUUUUGGUCUUGACAAAUGAACAAUUGACUUGGACGGUAACAAUACAGAGCCCAUUUGACAGCACUGCAGCUGAUGUGGGCCAAACUAGACACUUUAGUGGAAAAAUAACGACAAUAAUUUAAAAUAAUUUAGAUCAACGCUGCAGCUGCUCGUAUGCCAUGAAGCGGCAACAGAUUGGAGAUACUUCAGGAUGACAAAAUAAAAAACAAAAACAGUCAGCUGAUGCGCGUCCGCGUGAGACGUCCCGUUCCCCGCACUUCCUGUGAACCUUUGAACAGCUCGCUUUCUUUCAAUGUGUAUGAGCAGAGAUGGCUGUUGGGUUUGUUGUUGUCUUUCUCGUCUCUGUCCCUCUGGUUAAAGCUGCUCCGCAGCCAAACAUCGUCUUUAUCAUGGCUGAUGACUACGGCUGGCACGAUAUUGGAUACCACGGCUCAGAGAUCCACACUCCUCACCUGGACAAGUUGUCAGCCAGCGGGGUUCGUCUGGAGAGAUACUACAUCCAACCAAUCUGCACCCCCUCCAGGAACCAGCUCAUGACCGGCAGGUACCAGAUCCACACAGGGAUGCAACAUUCGAUCAUCUUGCCCUGUCAGCCAUACUGUGUUCCUCUGGAGGAGAAGCUCCUGCCUCAGUACCUGAAGGAGGCAGGAUACAGUACUCACAUGGUGGGGAAGUGGCACCUGGGCAUGUACAAGAAGGACUGUCUGCCCACCCGCCGGGGAUUUGAUACGUACUUUGGCUACCUGUUGGGUUCUGAGGAUUAUUACGCACAUACCCGCUGCUACCAUAACGUUACACAUACAUCCUGUGCCCUGGACUUUAGGGACGGAGAAGAGGUGGCUAGUGAAUACAAAGGACAAUAUUCAGCUGAGAUUUUCAGCCAGAAAGCCGUCAGCCUUAUUGAGAAACAAGACCAUAACAAGCCCUUCUUCCUUUAUGUGUCACUUCAGUCAGUGCACGAGCCCUUGCAGGUUCCAGAUCAUUACCUAGAACCUUACGGAUUCAUCGAAGACCCGGACCGUAAAAUGUAUGCCGGCAUGGUGUCAGCCAUGGAUGAGGCCGUGGCCAACAUCACCGCGGCUUUACAGCGGACAGGACAUUGGGAAAACACAGUUCUUGUGUUCUCAACAGAUAAUGGAGGUCAGACAUUGUGUGGUGGCAGCAACUGGCCACUGCGUGGUAGAAAGGGAACACUAUGGGAAGGUGGAGUCAGAGGAGUUGGAUUUGUCGCUGGGCCACUACUGAAACAAAGUGGAACUGUCAACUACGAACUGAUCCACAUCUCUGAUUGGCUGCCUACAUUUGUUGCCCUGGCUGGAGGGAGCACUAACACUUCAAAACCCCUGGAUGGAUUCAACGUGUGGCCCACUAUCAGUUAUGGAGUUGCAUCACCCAGACUGGAGCUACUACACAACAUUGAUCCUCUCUAUACUAAUGGCAGGCUGUGUCCUAAAAGGAGGAACCUAACAUUGGCCAGUGGAGACUCUUGGAGCAGCUUUGGUUUCAACGUGUCCAUUCAUGCUGCCAUUCGAUCCUCCAACUGGAAGCUGCUGACUGGAGACCCAGGUUGUGACCAGUGGUUUCCACGGCCUGGUGACAACACCUCUGAUUCUAGUCAGCCUACAGAGAACCCACAGAAGCCUGUGCAGCUCUUCGACAUAAUAAAUGACCCAGAGGAGAGGAUUGAUCUCUCAGAUGAGUUUCCUGAGGUGGUGAAUCAUCUCCUCAGUAGGCUCAACCAGUACCAGAAAACUGCCGUGCCAGUAAACUUCCCCCCUAAUGACCCAAGGUGUGACCCAGGUGCUACAGGAGUCUGGGGACCGUGGGCUUAAGUGGAGAUGGUAGUGGUGAAUCUGUAUGAGAGAAAUUUCACCAUCUUUAAUUGGAUAACACAUGUAUUUUACUGUUUUAAGUGCCUUCUUGUGGUCAGGGUUUAAGGGUAAUUCAAUAAUCCAAUACCUGAACACUGUAAAUGACAAUGCAGGUUUUAAUAAAGAAUAUUGUAUGUGUUUUAUACCCUUAUAAAAUGCAGACGUUUGGGUGGAGUUUAAGUUUAAAGUAAUCCUGUGGUGGAGAAUAACAGGAAAAGCCAAGCACUGACAAGAAGAAGCUGUUGCUAUAUUUGGACAUGUUCAACAGGUCAAACUGACACCAGAAUAACAGGAAGACUGGAGACAGGAGAUAAGAACAGGUAAAGAUGACCUGGGUAAAUAAACAUGUUUAUCUGGUGACUAGCUGAAUGUGAGCCAAAUAUUAGGCAACAUCCUCAUGUUGGUGUCUGAAAGGUGUCUGACCAUGUUUGGUCAGACUAACAGCCAAAUGU
Molecule: messenger RNA, 3834 nt
Organism: Cynoglossus semilaevis (tongue sole)
Lineage: Eukaryota; Metazoa; Chordata; Actinopteri; Pleuronectiformes; Cynoglossidae
Product: arylsulfatase B
Exons: 8
Coding region: 1820-3343 (507 amino acids)
Molecular function (GO): sulfuric ester hydrolase activity
Source: RefSeq, a predicted model, not a curated record